Messenger RNA from Fragaria vesca subsp. vesca, 1493 nucleotides. RefSeq names its product F-box protein SKIP23-like. Gene Ontology annotation, molecular function: protein binding. Lineage: Eukaryota; Viridiplantae; Streptophyta; Magnoliopsida; Rosales; Rosaceae. The record is from RefSeq and is a predicted model, not a curated record. The transcript has a single exon. Bases 24 to 1220 code for a protein of 398 amino acids.
GAGGUUGGGGAGAGGAAGUCUAAAUGGCCGCGGCUGAUUGGACCCAACUCCCACCGGAACUCGUAGAAUCAAUCUCCAAAAAGCUCACAAUCUUCGCCGACUAUCUCCGAUUCCGAUGCGUCUGUCACGGCUGGCAAGCCUCUAUUCCCAAAACUCCAAACCACCUUCCUCCUCAGCUCCCAUGGCUGAUGCUCCCCCAAUCCCAGCCCAACCAAUCACACCGCGCCUUCUACAACCUCUCCAACAGCAGAGUCCACUUCCUCCACCUUCCCGAAGCUUCCCACCGCAAGCGCCGCUGCGGCUCCUCCCACGGCUGGCUCGUCAUCCUCGACGAAACCCCCUCCGUCCUCCUCGUUAACCCCCUGACACGUGGCAAGCGCCACCUCCCUCCGCUCUCCGCCUUCCCUAACGUCGUUAGUUUCGAUCACUCCCAAAUUGGGCGGGAAUACGUCCUCCGGUCCCUCUCCGGCGAGCUCUACACCCGCAGCUUGAUCCAAAUGCGUGACUCGUUUGUGAAGAAGCUGGUGCUGUCUUCCAGUCCGGUGGAAGACGCCGGUUUUAUUGCGCUGACGAUUGUGAAUCAGACCGGUGACUUGGCGUUUUGUAGGGAGGGGGACGAGAAUUGGAGUUUCAUAGACGAAGCAAGAUGCUAUUCGGAGGAUGUUAUUUUUUUUAAUGGCUUGUUUUAUGCAGUUGAUAAUCAUGGCAUUGUUGCCGAGUGCGACGUGAAAGGUCCGUCCCCUGUUGUUAGGAUCAUUCAGACGCCGAGAUUGGAUGAUGCGGAUAUGAGGUAUUUGGUGAAUUCGGGGGCUGAUUUGUUGUUGGUUAGCAGGUAUUUGGAUGUUGAUCAUGAUAUUGUGAACGAUGAUGCAAAUGUGAAUUACAGAACUGUGGGAUUCGAUGUUUUUAGGAUGAAUUGGAUGGGGCCGAGGUGGGAGAAGGUUGAGAACUUGGGUGAUAGGAUGCUGUUUAUUGGGGAGAACUCUUCAUUUUCAUUGUCGGCAUCUGAUUUUCCAGGAUGUGUGGGGAACUGUAUUUAUUUUACGGAUGAUUACUCCGAGUUGAACUAUGAAAGUGGAGUUGGGGGAUAUGAUUCUGGCAUUUUCAGACUGAGGGAUGGAAUGAUUCAAGAAUUGCCCCCGUAUCCAAGGAAUUCAGAUUACCAGGUACAUUGGCCUCCCGGCUCCUUACCGCUUUGGGUUAUUCCCAAUCCAUGCUAAUACAGGAUCUUAAAUGUAAGUAAUCGCAAUUGUUCACCCUUUGUAUACUAAAUUAUGUGGAGCUGCUGUGUAGAUAGGGUAUACUGUUGAUUGAAUUCGUUAAGUUCUGGUGGUUGUAGUGUUAUGUAAUGUUUUGUUUGUAGUAUAUUCUCUGUUUCAUGUACUUGCUCAUAAACAAUCUGUAAAUGCCCACUGUUUCUUGAAAUAAAUAUCGAAUAAACCAUUGUAUUUGGGAUGUCCUAUGAAGCUGAAUAAACUGCAUGGUACUAGAUC